Messenger RNA from Emericellopsis atlantica, 1850 nucleotides. RefSeq lists its product as uncharacterized. The transcript is spliced from 2 exons. The coding region runs from base 411 to 1598 and encodes 395 amino acids. The record is from RefSeq and is a predicted model, not a curated record. NCBI's taxonomy places the organism in Eukaryota, Fungi, Ascomycota, Sordariomycetes, Hypocreales, Bionectriaceae.
UUCGCUCACUCUGUCAUGAGGAAGCGCCGUGUCUGUCUGUCUGUCUCAGCUGGCGUUCGUUAAUUGAAUCAAACCACUUUCGCGAUUGCACUUGGUCUCUGAAUCGGGUCGCUGUAACUUGAUCUUUCGCCCCCCUCCUCCUCACUGCUUCUCCCUCCCUUAAACCACUUGUUCCUCCUCGCAUACUGGACGGACGGUUCCUCUCUCGCCACUCUCCAUCGGCUUAUCCGAUUGACUUUGCUGUGCGGGAAAGACCACAACAUACGAAUUGAGAAGAGCACAACAAACAAUCGACUCUCGCGCGAGGCAACUUCCAUUGCCCAUCGCCUCUCGUCUGUCCUAUCCCCACGGAUUGGCUCGAGCUUCACACACAGAGCUUGGUCGUUGGAUAUCGCUGAGAUCAGACCACCAUGGCCGCCAUCACUCGCCAGCCCUUUGCUCCGCUGGAUGAAUCUCGUCUCCAAACCCUCACCAGCCUAAAGAACCGCCAGAAUGCUAUUCAAACCCCAGUGUCCAAGCGCAAGGCCGAGUCAAUCUACAUUGACGACGCUGAGAACGUCGACCCCAUCCUCUCGGUCAAGCGCUCCAAAGGCUCCAGCGGGAAAGGUUCUGUCCUCAAGCCCACCACCAACUUGACUCUCAAGUCUACCACCACUCCCAAAUCCGUGCUGUCAACUGUCCCUACAUCAGUGAGCAGCCGUCGCACCAUCACACCCAAGCCCCCCUCCGCCAAGCUCAACACCAAUGUCGUCAAGCCCUCGCCCUUGUCAGCACCUGCCGGUCGUUCGCCUACCCGCGGCAGCAAGCGUGCAGGUCUUCUGGGCAACAGCAGACGUCGCACGGGCCGCAUCGACCCUCCAUCGUUCAACAUCGGUGGCCGUGGCGGCGCUCCUUUUUCUCUCGACGCUGCCCUCAAGGGUACGAUUCCCAGCUAUGCCCCGGCCGCCCCCAAGGCCGCGCCGAAGCCUGCACCGCAGGAACCCGGCAUGCAAGCCAGCUGGUUCUUUGACAUUCACGAGGACACCGCCGAGCAGGAGAUGACCAACCUUCUCCAGCACGGCACCUGCGUCCUUGAUAUCUCGUCCGACGAAGAGUCGGCUCGACGCGCGAACCACCAAGGGCGGGAAGACAAGGAGAACAUUGCACCAGUCGACGAUGUGUCGCAGACCACGAGCCUCCGAUCUCGCCGCGCGGCUCGCGACGAUGAGAUGAUUGUUGAGAAGGAGCGCGUCGCGCUGGGUGAAAUGGACGCCAGCGAGUUCUUUGCGGAGGGCUUAGACGAGGCUUCUGUCAUCAUCGUGCCAGCCGACGAAGAGGCCGAGACCGAUGUGGAGGACAACACACGGGAGAAGAUGCCCGAGCCCAAGACCAUUGUUGAAAAGUUCGAGUUCGCCCCGGAGUUGAAACACCCCGUUGUCAAGGAAGCUACCCCCGAGCCUACGGCACCGGAAACUUUCGAGGCCAUGAUCAGCCAGUCUGACGAGGCGUCGCCGUCCAAAGCCGCGGUCUUGUUACCGAUCGAGGGCACGGGGGAGAGCUUCGAGCUCUGGGAGAGUGACAGUACCAAGGACGAGGGUGAAGCCACCGCGUCUUCGUGACAUGAUUUGAUGGUCUAAGUAAUGCGAAUGGUAAUGAGUGAUGGAUCUGGAAUGAUAUAUGUAUGGGCGCUGGCGUUUGGGUUGUCGGAUCAACAAUGGUGUUUGAAUUGUCAGCGGUAUUUGUUUGGAUUUGGUUUAGAUCGCUUUGAUGGUUUGGCCUUGCGUGGAUUGGUUUACUGCUUCAAUACCUGUUUAUUCCUCGUAUAUCGUGCGUUGCAAUUCUCGUGUUAUUGAUACUGCGCGCGUGUCUUG